CAGGAGAGACCAAACCUACAGCAUCUGACGGUUACGACAAAGAUUCAAAGAUUCACAACUGAAAAGGUCCCUUUUUACGCAUAUUUCCUUUAAAAGAUGGAAUUCGAUGAGAAUAUAAGUAAACAUUUGCUUAGUGACACUCAAUAUAUUAAAGAAUAUAUUGAACAAAAUUCACAUAAAAUAAAUCAACAAAAUAGAGAUGGUGACACACUACUACAUCUGGCCUGUGCUCUCGGACAAACAGAAAUUGCUGAACAUCUGUUGCUGCAGUCUGGCAUUGAUGUAAAUGCUCUGAAUAAAGAUCAGUACACACCCCUACACCGGGCAUGUGACAAGGGACACGCAGAGACAGUUAAACAUCUACUGAAGCACUCUGCUAUUGAUGUAAAUGCUAAGGAUAGCAAUCAGUGCACACCACUACACAGGGCCUGUGUCGAGGGACACACGGAGACAGUUAAGCAUCUACUGCAGCACUCUGAUAUUGAGGUAAAUGCUAAGGAUAGCGAUCAGUGCACACCACUACACCGGAACUGUGUCGAGGGACACACGGAGACAGUUAAACAUCUACUGCAGCACUCUGAUAUUGAUGUAAAUGCUAAGGAUAGCAAUCAGUACACACCACUACACCGGGCCUGUGUCACCGGACACACAGAGACAGUUAAGCAUCUACUGCAGCACUCUGAUAUUGAUGUAAAUGCUAAGGAUAGUAAUCAGUGUACACCACUACACCGGGCCUGUGUCACGGGACACACGGAGACAGUUAAACAUCUACUGCAGCACUCUGAUAUUGAGGUAAAUGCUAAGGAUAGCAAUCAGUACACACCACUAUACCGGGUCUGUGUCACGGGAGACACGGAGACAAUUAAACAUCUACUGCAGCACUCUGAUAUUGAUGUAAAUGCUAAGGAUAGAGAUCAGUACACACCACUACACAGGGCCUGUGUCACGGGAGACACGGAGAAAGUUAAACAUCUACUGCAGCACUCUGAUAUUGAUGUAAAUGCUAAGGAUAGCUCAGUAUCACCACUAUACGUGGCCUGUGUCACGGGACACACGGAGACAGUUAAACAUCUACUGCAGCACUCUGAUAUUGAUGUAAAUGCUAAGGAUAGCAAUCAGUGCACACCACUACACCGGGCCUGUGUCGAGGGACACACGGAGACAGUUAAACAUCUACUGCAGCACUCUGAUAUUGAUGUAAAUGCUAAGAAUAGCGAUCGGUACACACCACUAUACAUGGCCUGUGUCGAGGGACACACGGAGACAGUUAAACAUCUACUGCAGCACUCUGAUAUUGAUGUAAAUGCUAAGGAUAGCAAUCAGUGCACACCACUACACCGGGCCUGUGUCGAGGGACACACGGAGACAGUUAAACAUCUACUGCAGCACUCUGAUAUUGAUGUAAAUGCUAAGGAUAGCGAUCGGUACACACCACUAUACAUGGCCUGUGUCGAGGGACACGCGGAGACAGUUAAACAUCUACUGCAGCACUCUGAUAUUGAUGUAAAUGCUAAGGAUAACAAUCAGUGCACACCACUACACCGGGCCUGUGUCGAGGGACACACGGAGACAGUUAAACAUCUACUGCAGCACUCUGAUAUUGAUGUAAAUGCUAUGGAUAGCGAUCAGUGCACACCACUACACCGGGCCUGUGUCAAGGGACACACGGAGACAGUUAAACAUCUACUGCAGCACUCUGAUAUUGAUGUAAAUGCUAUGGAUAGCGAUCAGUGCACACCACUACACCGGGCCUGUGUCAAGGGACACACGGAGACAGUUAAACAUCUACUGCAGCACUCUGAUAUUGAUGUAAAUGCUAAGAAUAGCGAUCUGUGCACACCCCUACACCGGGCCUGUGUCACGGGGCUCACGGAGACAGUUAAGCAUCUACUGAAGCACUCUGAUAUUGAUGUAAAUGCUAAGGAUAGCGAUCAGUACACACCACUAUACAUGGCCUGUGUCACGGGACUCACGGAGACAGUUAAGCAUCUACUGAAGCACUCUGAUAUUGAUGUAAAUGCUAAGAAUAGCGAUCAGUACACACCCCUUCACCGUGCCUGUUGGUAUGGACACACAGAAACAGUUAAUCUUUUACUGCAGCACUCUGAUAUUGAUGUAAAUGCUAAGGAUAGCAAUCAGUGCACACCACUACACCGGGCCUGUGUCGAGGGACACACGGAGACAGUUAAACAUCUACUGCAGCACUCUGAUAUUGAUGUAAAUGCUAAGGAUAGUGAUCGGUACACACCACUAUACAUGGCCUGUGUCGAGGGACACACGGAGUCAGUUAAACAUCUACUGCAGCACUCUGAUAUUGAUGUAAAUGCUAAGGAUAGCAAUCAGUGCACACCACUAUACGUGGCCUGUGUCGAGGGACACACGGAGACAGUUAAACAUCUACUGAAGCACUCUGAUAUUGAUGUAAAUGCUAAGAAUAGCGAUCAGUACACACCCCUUCACCGGGCCUGUUGGUAUGGACACACAGAAACAGUUAAUCUUUUACUGCAGCACUCUGAUAUUGAGGUAAAUGCUAAGGAUAGCGAUCAGUGCACACCACUACACCGGGCCUGUGUCAAGGGACACACAGAUACAGUUAAGCAUUUACUGAAGCACUCUGCUAUUGAUGUAAACACUGAGGCUAUCAAUGGGGACACACCACUCCACCAGGCCUGGGGCAAGGGACACGCGGAUACAGUUAAUCUCUUACUGCAGCAUCCGAGCAUUGAUUACUAUAAAAGAGAUAAAUCUGGUAACACACUACUCCAUCAGGCAGUUCUAAGACAAAGCUAUGAUGUGGUGGCAUUGAUGAUAUCCCAGGAUUCGGUGAAAUUGAACAUAACAAACUGGGAUGAUAUGACACCAUUUCUUCAAGCUGUCUCUACCGGCAACUUCAGAAUAAUGCAGGAAUUCAUUUCUAAAGGAGCAGACGUAAAAGUGGUCGAUAAUAUCGGAAACAAUUGUCUUCACCUUGCGGUGAGGAAAGAGGAGUUCCAUACUGAGGAUGAAUCCUUAACUGUCUUGGAUAAGUACUACAAAAAGCUCCAGCUUAGCAAAGAAGGCAAGCUUUCAAGCCUAGCAGUGGCUUGUUAUCUGGCCGACAAUGGAGCCAACUUUUACCACAGAAACGUAUGGAAUGUGAUGCCGCUGGAUCUUAUCAACGAUACAAAUUUAAAGGAAAGAAUUAAAGCACUUUUCCCACCACCAUUAUGUCUGCUGUGUAAAUCUAGUGAAGCUACAGUGACGUUUCAACCAUGUGAGCACACUGUUACAUGCAAAGAUUGCUGUUCAGAAAAUGAGCCUAAAAAUUGUCCCAAGUGUCAACAAGUUAUAGUUGACAAACGUGGAUUUGGGUCCCUAAAACUGAAGGAGAUACAUCUUAAAGUGGUGGCAAAUAAGUUAGGGAGUAAAUGGCAAAAUGUUGGUGCGAAUUUAGGAAUUGGCAGUUUCCACUUGAACAAGAUCAAGCUUGAAAAUUCAAAUAACAGUACAGAACAGAGCUUCCAGAUGCUCCGCAAAUGGUUUGCAACUUGUGCUCCAGAAGAAUUCACAUUCGCAACACUCAGAGAAGCUCUUCUGGAAGCUGAGUGCUUGGACGUACUCGAAUGUCUACCUCAGACAGAGUGAAUUUCUGUGUAAAUACUGUUUAUUUAGUCCCAGGUCAUCCAGACAGAGAUCUGUGAUAGGGUGGGGAUGGCAUUCCAGCCAUGACCACCCUGUCUUUAUCCUUAAUGUAAAGGAGCCAGAAACAUAUUGUCAAGUUUAUUCUUCUUUAAGAUGAUAAUUUGUAAAUUGAUGUGGAUUUGGCUACUGCUUCUAGCAGAUCUAACCGUCACAUAGAGACCUCUUUACUUGUUUAGUUCCCUUGUUAGAGAUUAAGUUUUGAAAUAAAGAUAAACUUUUGAAAUGUU
Messenger RNA from Octopus sinensis (East Asian common octopus), 3908 nucleotides. RefSeq names its product serine/threonine-protein phosphatase 6 regulatory ankyrin repeat subunit B-like. The record is from RefSeq and is a predicted model, not a curated record. Lineage: Eukaryota; Metazoa; Mollusca; Cephalopoda; Octopoda; Octopodidae. Gene Ontology annotation, molecular function: protein binding. Gene Ontology annotation, biological process: signal transduction.